AUGCCAAAAGGAAAAUCCCCCAAAGCGAAUCCCAUCCACAAUGCCAUCAAUGAGUGGCUUGAGUCAAUCACGACUGAUAUCUCAGGGCCUGAUUCGACAUGGAGGACCGACCUGUUGAACAGCGCGCCGAAGCGCUUCACGGUCUAUGAGCCUAUGGCGCUUUUACCCACAGGAAGCUUCACAUCUUUACCUUGGACAACUCUCUUACACAAUGCUGGCGAAAACGCAUGCCAGCAACUUUGGUCCGGAGUAUUGAAACAGAUUUCAUCGCAGGGGAAAGAAAAUCUGACUCAUCUUGCUGUGAACGAGGGCAUUCCUUUGCACAAAACGGAAGAAGAGGAGGAUGAAAACGUACGAAGAAGCCCAAGUGGGUUGCGCACUUUGUAUGGAGAUUUCGGCCCUCAAGACGCUUCAGCAGAAGAACCUUCGCAGGAUGAUUUUGAUAAGACACUAUGGGUUUCGACGAAACAGAAUGGAAUAUUCCAAACUUGGGCACCAAGAUGGACCAUGUUCAGCCGGGGAAAUGUCAAAGAGAAGGCAAGACUGCUGGACAUGGGAGAUAAGACGCUCCAAGGCACAUGGGCAGUUGAUCUCUACGCAGGCAUUGGAUAUUUCGUCUUCUCGUAUGCUCGCCUCGGCAUGAGAGUGCUAGGAUGGGAGAUCAACCCAUGGAGUGUGGAAGGGUUACGGCGCGGCGCUGUGGCAAAUCGAUGGAGCGUACGGAUUGUCCAAGGCGAAGACUUGACUCUACCAACAGAGGAAAUUGUCAAAGGAGGGGAGCAGAUCAUCGUGUUUCUUGAAAGCAACGAAGAGGCCAUCAAAAGACUACAGCCAUUGCAGGACAGUGGUAUUGCGCAAGAUGUACGGCACAUCAACUGCGGUUUUCUUCCCACAAGUGAACCAACUUGGAGAAAUACGUGGGAUAUUUCUGCUCCCGCGGGCGAGACAUGGCUGCACCUCCACGAAAACGUCGGGGCCAGCGACACAGAAACAAGGCGCAAGGAGAUCCAGAGCAGAUUCAAUGGCUGGAGUCAAGGGACAGAUCGAGCAGCCAAAGUCGACCAUAUUGAACAGGUCAAGACAUUUGCACCUGGCGUUUGGCACUGCGUCUUUGACGUUCAUGUUUACAAAAACUAG
Molecule: messenger RNA, 1137 nt
Organism: Fusarium coffeatum
Lineage: Eukaryota; Fungi; Ascomycota; Sordariomycetes; Hypocreales; Nectriaceae
Exons: 1
Coding region: 1-1137 (378 amino acids)
Biological process (GO): tRNA methylation; wybutosine biosynthetic process
Cellular component (GO): cytoplasm
Molecular function (GO): tRNA methyltransferase activity; S-adenosylmethionine-dependent methyltransferase activity
Source: RefSeq, a predicted model, not a curated record